Sclerotinia sclerotiorum 1980 UF-70 is the source of this 717-nucleotide messenger RNA. RefSeq lists its product with no specific name. NCBI's taxonomy places the organism in Eukaryota, Fungi, Ascomycota, Leotiomycetes, Helotiales, Sclerotiniaceae. The transcript has 7 exons. Bases 1 to 717 code for a protein of 238 amino acids. The record is from RefSeq and is a predicted model, not a curated record.
AUGAGUAACAUCACUUUGCAGCCUGUAGGGCUCUUCGACGCUUCCAAGCGUUACUGGGCCCAGAGAAUUGACACCACAGCUAUGCUACGCUUUAAAGAGGUCACUUACAACCUCCCACCGGAUUUCACCUCCUACAUCACCUUCGGCGGCGGGAGUCAGUACUUUCCUCGCGGAACGAGAACGUACUACCCGCCUGCUGCUGCCACGACUCUUUUUGCCAAUUACAAAACUAAAGAUGUAUUCCCAACCUACGCAAGACUACGAGAGCUCUUCCACAAUUACGCGACUGAGGCACACGAUCACUAUGAACAAGUCCUUAAUAUCCUAGGCACCCUCCGCGCCUCAAUACUCGCAACCAACACGCACAGCACCGCUGACCUCGAAAACUUGCGCACCAUUGUAGACAAGAAGAUCAGUAAUCCAAAUACUAUUAAUAUUACUGGGUUUGCGGAGAAGUAUGCGCUGGUGAAAUUGAUGUAUGCGCCUGUAGCAUCUGUGAUAACUGAGAAUUCUCAAGCAGUGGUCAAUGAGAUUGGUCCUGCAAUCACUGAAAUGCAAGAGGAACUCAGCCGAUGGGAUAACAUCACCCUAGACCUAACAUCGAUUCUAUCACUCAUUACCAAAGAAGAGGCAGCCACUGUUCAAAUUCUCGCGAAACUGGACAAUGCUCAGAUUCUUCAGAAGUGGCAGGAGCUGGGUGAUAUUGUUCGUCUAUAG